Entamoeba invadens IP1 is the source of this 2010-nucleotide messenger RNA. RefSeq lists its product as hypothetical. The record is from RefSeq and is a predicted model, not a curated record. The transcript has a single exon. NCBI's taxonomy places the organism in Eukaryota, Evosea, Mastigamoebida, Endamoebidae. The coding region runs from base 1 to 2010 and encodes 669 amino acids.
AUGACAAAAAUUAAUUCCACUGUUUUAUCGACUAUUAUUUUAUAUAUUGACUCGGUUACCACAUUAAGAACGUUCAUUAAAAUAUCAAGACACACACUAAAAUCAAUUUCUGUGUUACAAAACAAUCCAAUUCAUAUCUUACGAUAUAUUCCUUUCCUUUUCGAGUAUAGUUCUAAUAUAAAAACUCUAAGUGGUUCUAUAAUUCAAUUACAAAAAUAUCUAAUUGGAGAUGAUUUGAAAAAAUUCGAAUGUAUCGAUUGCUCACACAUUUUAAUAAACCCCAAAUUGAUAAGAUCAAAUUUUAUUAAUAAAAUUGUGUCAUUAAAAAUAUUAUCAUGUGACAUUUUACAAAUAUUGGAUUUUGCAAAUCUCAGCAAAUUAGUGAUAGUCUCAACUUGUGAUUUGGGCUUUGAAUCAACGUUUUUAAAAAACUUAUUAAAACUCAAAACCUUAUUAAAACUUCAAACAGUUGUUUUGUAUAUGAAAAGUGCAAGUCAAAAUUUUUUAAAACAAAUUGAAAAAUGGUGUCAAACUCAUCAAAAUAUUUUUGUUGGUAUUGGUGUGUUACAAGAAGUCAGAUUUGAUAAACCCGACACUCAAAAUUUUCAAAUUGUUUCUUUCGAUAUAAAAAAUGAAAUUUCCUUAAAUUUUGAAACUAAAAAAGAAAAUGAAAACAUUCAAAAAAUUACUCGAAAAAUUGAACAACUUGACAAUCUCGAAUUUGGCGAAUUGUUAUUUGAAAUGUCUAAAAAUGAAAAUAAAAAAUUACGACUUGAAAUAACCAAAAAUUUAGUUGAAGAAUUUAACUUUUCUACGACUUGUUUUGAUUGUUUAGAAUUACAAGUCAUGAAUGGAAAACACUUGAAAUUCUCUUCGAACUCAAAAAUUCAUAAUUUGUCAAUUGAAACUAAAAAGUGUUUAAUAGACCUCAAAACCAUCUUUUUAAAUAAAAAUAUUGUGAUACUAAAAAUAAACGGAGAAGUACUUUUAGACAAGACAGAAAAAUCAGAAUUAUUUUUUAAAGCGCCAAAACACAUUUUGGCGAUGUCUUCAAACAUCAAAAAUUCACAACGAGUGUAUUACGACUUUUCAAAUAAUUUUUCCUGUUUAACACAACUUGAAUUAAUUUCUCUUAACGACACAUUUGAUCUAAAAGACUUUGAAAAUCUCGAAGAGAUCAAAAUUGAGUGUUUAGCAAAGACGAAAUGUCAUAUUAAUCUUCCUCAUAAAUACAAAACACACUUAUUUCAUUGCAGUCCCUUCAGAGAUGAAAUAAUGAAUUAUCGCCGUGCACUUUUUGUCAAAAGUCUAAAAGCGAAAAUCACUUUUGAAAGACUUGAAGAGUUUUCUGAUAUACAAAUUGAAGGAAAUAUUGAAGAACUGAAUCUCGAGAAGUGCAAAGAGUGUGUUAUAUUAAAAGUACUUUCAAAUGCCAAAUUGACACAAAUUGUGCCAUACACGUUUGAUUAUACUUUGUGGGUCAAUAAAGUAUUUAAAGGUACUGUUUUUGGCUAUGGGAAGUCGAAAGUGUUAAUGACAAAAGAAUUGGUGUUAACUGGUAAUAUUAUUGUAGUUAAUGAAAUUGCUCAUUCAAAUACAACAAGACUAGAAGAACAAAGUGUUAUUUAUUAUAAUGUUGGUAAAUAUUCUCAUAUUAAAAUAGACUCAAAAUAUAUCAACAAAAUCACUGGAAUUUCUUUUGGAGAAAAGAACUUUGAUUGUACAGUGCAAAAAUCUGAAAGAGUGAAAAAGGAGGUGGAGGUGAAUCAAAACGUUGUUAUCGGAAAAGACGUGGGAGUUGUGAGUAAAAGAGAUGAAAAGUCUGUGUUUGUUUGUCAAAAGCAAAAGAAUGAAAAUAAAGUUGGAGGUAAAGGAGGAGUAAAAGGAUUUGGUAUAUCAUCAAAUACAAAGAAAGGAUUAUAUAAGACAAGUGAAGACGAGUAUGAAGAAGAUGACAUGGAAUAUGAAGAAGAAGAUUUAAAAGAAGAAGAAAAGAAGUAUUUAAUUUAA